AUGCUGCGCGCCCUGCGCCGCCUGGCGCAGGCCCAGGCCCAGGCCGGGGCUGGGACCUGGUCGCCCUCGCUCCCCGCCCUGCCCCGCUCGCUCCUCCCAGCCAGGGCCCCCUUCGGCAGCGUCGCCGCCAAGACCGCCGCCACCCCGCCCUGGGCGCGCCUGCCGGACCGCGCCUCGGAGUGGGCGCUGUCGCGCCUGCGGCCCAACUACGACCGGCUGCUGGGCGUGCGGUACGGCCCGCGCUUCACGCUCAUCAACGCCGUGGGCGUGACGCAGCCGCGCUGGGCGCGCGCGAUGUCCCUGCUCCUCGCUGAGGCCCUCACCCGCGGCGACCCACACGUCGCCUGGUGCUUCUCGUCGCCCAUCACACAGUCUGAGGCGGCGUACCUGGCGGCGGCGGAGCGUGCGGACGCCGAGGCGGCGGUGGCGGCGGCCCACUUCUGGCGCUCGGUCCUGCGGCGCCUGGGCAUGGCGGCGCGCCUCCUCUGGCUCCUCCUCAUCUUCCUGCCCGCCCAGGCCCAGGCCGGGGCUGGGACCUGGUCGCCCUCGCUCCCCGCCCUGCCCCGCUCGCUCCUCCCAGCCAGGGCCCCCUUCGGCAGCGUCGCCGCCAAGACCGCCGCCACCCCGCCCUGGGCGCGCCUGCCGGACCGCGCCUCGGAGUGGGCGCUGUCGCGCCUGCGGCCCAACUACGACCGGCUGCUGGGCGUGCGGUACGGCCCGCGCUUCACGCUCAUCAACGCCGUGGGCGUGACGCAGCCGCGCUGGGCGCGCGCGAUGUCCCUGCUCCUCGCUGAGGCCCUCACCCGCGGCGACCCACACGUCGCCUGGUGCUUCUCGUCGCCCAUCACACAGUCUGAGGCGGCGUACCUGGCGGCGGCGGAGCGUGCGGACGCCGAGGCGGCGGUGGCGGCGGCCCACUUCUGGCGCUCGGUCCUGCGGCGCCUGGGCAUGGCGGCGCGCCUCCUCUGGCUCCUCCUCAUCUUCCUGCCCUGGGCGGCCACGCGCCGCGACCUCUUCCCCCCGGACCUCGCCGCCGAGCUGGCGCUGCUGCACACGCAGGCUCCCGCCCACGCGCCGUCGGUGACGGCCGCGGCGGUGGCCGCCGCCUUUGGCUUCGGCGUGGGCGACCUCUUCUACUCCUUCGAGGACGCGCCCGUGGCCUCGGGCUCCAUCGGCCAGAUCCACCGCGCGCAGCUGUCGGCCCUGGGCGCGCGGCUGACGGGCAUGGCGGAGGGCACGGUGGUGGCGGUCAAGGUGCGCCACCCCGCGGUCAGCCAGGCCAUCGAGCGCGACUUCGCGCUCAUGUCCGCCGCGGCGCGCGCGCUGGGCGCGCUGCCCUGGCUCGCGCACCUGCGCCUGGAGGAGAGCCUGCGCCAGUUCGCCGCGCCGCUGCGCGAGCAGGUGGACCUGGGGCGCGAAGCCAUGCACCUGCACGCCUUCAACUACAACUUCCGGCGAAUGCGCGAGGUCAGCUUCCCCGUGCCCCUCUACCCGCUGGUCACCCCGGGCGUGCUGGUGGAGACCUACGAGGAGGGGCGGCACAUCGGCGAGUACGUCGCGCGCGGCGCCGGCGCGCCCUUCAACUCCUCCCUCGCCGUCAUCGGCGCGCGCGCCAUGCUGCACAUGAUGCUGGUCGACUCCUUCAUCCACGCCGACCUGCACCCCGGCAACAUCCUGGUCCGGCUGGAGACGCCGGGGGGGCGCGCCGUGGCGCGUGCCAUCAACGCCGCGCGCUCCUUGCUCAAGGAGACGGGGAGGCUUCUUCACAUGGACCUGGCGCCGCCCGUGGAGUGGCUGCGCCGGCCGCGCAUGGUGCUGCUGGAUGCGGGGAUGGCCAUGAGCCUGUCGCCCAAGGACCACACCAACAUGUGCGGGCUGUUCGACGCCUUCUCGCGCCUGGACGGCAGCAGCGUGGCGGACUGGGUGCUGCGCUUCUCCGGCGAGGCGCAGACCUGCCCCGACCCCGCCGCCUUCCGCGCGGACCUGGGCGCGCGCAUGGAGGAGGCGCGCACCGCGCGGCGCCUGGGCGCAGGGUCCGAGGCCGACGGCGCGGAGGAGCUGGCGGUGGUGCUGGACAUGUGCCGCCAGCAUGCGGUGAGCCUGCCGGGGCACAUCUGCGCCACGGUGGUCACCACCCUGGUGCUGGAGGGGUGGAGCCACUCGCUGGACCCGCGCCACUCCACGCUGGCCGAGGUGCGGCGGCUGCUGGCCGCAAAGCGCGGCGGGCUGCUGGCCUGGCUGGCCACCGUGGCCGACUCGGAGAUGCUGGAGCGUGUGCCCACCUUCGACGACCCGCUGGCCACCUCCCGCUUCGACCUGGCGCGCGUCAUGAUGCUGUCUUCCCAGGCCUACCAGCAGGCCGGCCUCGCCGGUCUGAUGAAGAACAGCCGUGCCCCCGCGGCCACCGGCCCCUUCAUCCCCGCCCCUGCUGAGAGCAACGCGUGGGCCUUCCUGGCCGACCUGGCUGCGGGCGGCACCGCCGGCGCGGUGUCCAAGACCAUCGUGGCCCCCAUCGAGCGUGUGAAGCUGCUGCUGCAGACCCAGGACUCCAACCCGCGCAUCAAGUCGGGCGAGAUCCCACGCUACACGGGCAUCGCCAACUGCUUCACCCGCGUGGCCGCGGAGCAGGGCAUCGCCUCCUUCUGGCGUGGCAACCUGGCCAACGUGGUGCGCUACUUCCCCACCCAGGCCUUUAACUUUGCGUUCAAGGACACCAUCAAGGGCCUGUUCCCGCGCUACUCCCCCAAGGCCGACUUCUGGAAGUUCUUCGCCACCAACCUGGCCUCCGGCGGCCUGGCUGGCGCCGGCUCCCUGCUCAUCGUCUACCCCCUGGACUUUGCGCGCACGCGCCUCGCCGCCGAUGUCGGCUCUGGCGGCAACCGCGAGUUCACGGGCCUCAUCGACUGCCUGUCCAAGACCGCCAAGCGCGCCGGGCCCAUCGGCCUCUACCAGGGCUUUGGCGUGUCGGUGCAGGGCAUCGUGGUCUACCGCGGCGCCUACUUCGGCCUGUACGACACCGCCAAGGGCGCGGUGUUCGAGGACGAGCGCAACGCCUCCUUCCUGGGCAAGUGGGCCAUCGCCCAGGCCGUCACCGCCGCCGCCGGCGUGCUGUCCUACCCCUUCGACACCGUGCGCCGCAGGCUGAUGAUGCAGUCCGGCGGCGAGCGCGUGUACAACGGCACCCUGGACUGCUGGCGCAAGAUCGCCGCGCAGGAGGGCUCCUCCGCCUUCUUCAAGGGCGCGCUGUCCAACGUCCUGCGCGGCGCCGGCGGCGCAUUCGUCCUGGUCCUGUACGACGAGAUCAAGAAGCUGAUCAACCCCAACGCCGCCCCCUCCUCCGAGUGA
Messenger RNA from Auxenochlorella protothecoides, 3345 nucleotides. RefSeq names its product ADP,ATP carrier protein. The record is from RefSeq and is a predicted model, not a curated record. NCBI's taxonomy places the organism in Eukaryota, Viridiplantae, Chlorophyta, Trebouxiophyceae, Chlorellales, Chlorellaceae. Bases 1 to 3345 code for a protein of 1114 amino acids. Gene Ontology annotation, cellular component: mitochondrial inner membrane. The transcript is spliced from 8 exons. Gene Ontology annotation, biological process: mitochondrial ATP transmembrane transport; mitochondrial ADP transmembrane transport. Gene Ontology annotation, molecular function: ATP:ADP antiporter activity.